Oreochromis aureus is the source of this 591-nucleotide messenger RNA. Its product is annotated as claudin-4-like. The transcript has 2 exons. The record is from RefSeq and is a predicted model, not a curated record. Lineage: Eukaryota; Metazoa; Chordata; Actinopteri; Cichliformes; Cichlidae. The coding region runs from base 1 to 591 and encodes 196 amino acids. Gene Ontology annotation, biological process: cell adhesion; bicellular tight junction assembly. Gene Ontology annotation, cellular component: plasma membrane; bicellular tight junction. Gene Ontology annotation, molecular function: structural molecule activity.
AUGAGAGCUGAGUGUAGGCAGCGUCUGGGUUUGACCUUGGCUAUCAUCGGCUUUCUGGGGACCAUCACCACCUGUGCUCUCCCCUCAUGGAAAGUCACAGCCUUCAUUGGUUCCAACAACAUUACUGCUGAGUUAAUCUUUGAGGGCUUGUGGAUGUACUGCGUGGUUCAGAGUACAGGCCAGAUAAAAUGUAAAGUUCACAGUUCUGUACUCACAUUACCUCAAGACUUGCGGACUGCUAGAGCACUUGUCGUGAUCUCCAUCAUCAUCGGGUUCUUUGCAGUCUUGCUUGGUGUCACUGGGAAUAAGUCCGUCAAGUUACUGCAGGACGAAAAGCAAAAGACUUCUGGAGUUGUCUUCAUCAUUGCAGGCAUCUUGGUGCUUAUAGCAGUUUGCUGGAGCACUAACACCAUCAUGAAUAAUUUUUACAAACCUUUCCUGAAGAUGGAGCUUGGAACCUCGCUCUACAUUGGCUGGACAUCUGCAGGACUCCUGUGCCUGGGAGGAGGCCUGUGCAGCUCCUGUCAUCCAAAGGGUGAAACUAAAUGUGAGGUCACGUACUCUAAAGCUCACUCCACAGCCCAAGUUUAA